Messenger RNA from Xyrauchen texanus (razorback sucker), 7091 nucleotides. RefSeq names its product slingshot protein phosphatase 1a (gene ssh1a). Bases 208 to 3252 code for a protein of 1014 amino acids. Gene Ontology annotation, molecular function: actin binding; protein tyrosine/serine/threonine phosphatase activity. Gene Ontology annotation, biological process: negative regulation of actin filament polymerization; actin cytoskeleton organization; protein dephosphorylation. Lineage: Eukaryota; Metazoa; Chordata; Actinopteri; Cypriniformes; Catostomidae. The transcript has 14 exons. The record is from RefSeq and is a predicted model, not a curated record. Gene Ontology annotation, cellular component: cytoplasm.
ACUUGCUCGCGCACUCAGACAGCGUCAGACCAAGUUGUAGAAGAGACUCUCCUCUUCUCUGCGCGAUAUGUUCCCUCUUUCAUAACUGACCGAAGCACGCUGCUGCAGACCGGGGUGAAGGAGAGCUCCUUGCAGCCAGCAGGAUGCAUCUGGUCGUGGACUCCUGUCAGGAUGUUGUGAUGAAGAUGCUGCCAUACUUUGUGGAUAAUGCAUUUGUCACACAGAGACAGAUCUACCACAUGUGAUCUAAGUGAGAGCUUCUUCAUGGUGAAGGGGGCUGCUCUCUUUUUGCAGCAGGGCAGUUGUCCACAAGGUCAGAGAGGUCAACCUUACCACAAACAAGCAGGUGAAUUACCUCAGCAUCUACAGGUGAUGAUCAACAUUCUUCGCUCCGAGGAUCGUAUCAAACUUGCAGUGCUGUUAGAGAGUGCAUGGUCAGACCGUGUGCGUUACAUGGUGGUGGUCUACACCAAUGGCCGACAAGACACAGAGGAAAACAUCCUGCUGGGCAUGGACUUCAGCAACAAAGACAGUAGGAACUGCUCUAUUGGGAUGGUGCUGCCUCUUUGGAGUGACACUAAAAUUCAUUUAGAUGGUGAUGGGGGUUUCAGUGUGACAACUGCAGGGCACACGCACAUCUUCAAGCCUGUGUCAGUCCAGGCCAUGUGGUCAGCUUUACAGAUCCUACACAAGGCGUGUGAGGCCGCACGUAGGUACAACUAUUUCCCCGGUGGCAUGGCGCUCACGUGGAUGGGAUACUAUCAGAGCUGUAUCAGCUCAGAACAGAGCUGUAUUAAUGAAUGGAAUGCCAUGCAGGACCUGGAGACACUGCGACCGGACUCUCCAGUCAUCUUUGUAGACAAGCCAACAGAGAGAGAGAGAACAGAAUGCCUAAUCAAAGCCAAACUCAGGAGUAUCAUGAUGUACCAGGACCUAGAAAACGUCACGUCCAAAGAGAUCCGUAUUGAGCUGGAACAACAGAUGAACCGCAACCUGAAAGAUUACAAAGAGUUUAUAGACAACGAGAUGCUGCUUAUUCUUGGGCAGAUGGACAAAGCUUCUCUCAUCUUUGACCAUCUUUAUUUGGGUUCUGAAUGGAAUGCUUCGAAUCUAGAGGAACUUCAGGAAACUGGGGUGGCCUACAUCUUAAAUGUUACAAGGGAAAUAGAUAACUUCUUUCCAGGAACAUUCUGCUACCACAAUGUCCGGGUGUAUGACGACGAGGCCACAGACUUACUGGCCCACUGGAAUGAUACUUACAACUUCAUUGUCAAAGCAAAGAAAAAUCAGUCUAAAUGCUUGGUUCACUGCAAGAUGGGUGUUAGCCGCUCUGCUUCUACAGUAAUAGCCUAUGCCAUGAAAGAAUAUGGCUGGUCUCUGGAAAAGGCCUAUAACUUCGUCAAACAGAAGCGAAGUAUCACACGUCCUAAUGCCAGCUUCAUGAGGCAGCUGGCGGAGUAUGAGGGCAUACUGGAUGCUAGUAAACAGCGCCAUAACCGUCUAUGGCAUCCUGAUUCAGAGUGUGAUCACCUUGACUGCAAUCAGUCUGCUGCCUCUUGUUGUAUAAAUGCAGAGGCUGUGGAUCACAUCACCCCCAAUCUCACGAACCCUACUUUCACAGUAUGCUGUGAGCCUGCUGCGCACUCCCAUCCUAUCAGCCUAGACCUGGACCCUGCUCACCCGCAAAACUACCACUACUACUUUCGCCGCCUGUCUGACUCUGCCCUCGACAGCGAGCCAUCCACUCCGAUUUAUGCUCCAUCUUUGGGGGAUGUAGAUCGUCUUUACAUUGAGGUUGCAGAUGUGGAGGAAGAUGCACUUCUUGAUGUUGAAACAUCUGAGGGGCUCGAGGGACUUCCUUUAUCUCACUUUAGUGUUCCUGGAGAGGGCACAGCCGCCCAGACCUGUUCUCGCGGGGCAGAGCCUCUAGAGGAACUACGUCUGCGGUUGGAGUUCAGCACGGUGGAGGAGGAGGAUGAAGAAGAGGCUCAGAGAGAGCAAGAAGACAUGGCAGCAUUUGCAGAGGGAAUAAAGAUUGGAGAUGGGGAUGGGGGAGGAAGGAAAGAAAAAGAGGAAGAGUCAAAUGAAAAGGGGAUUGACCUAGCAAGCAUGAACCAUCUGUGCAACAAAAAUUCCAACAACAACAACCACAUCAGAACACAACAAAUACUCACUGAAAGUGGCCAUCUGAAGCAGUAUGCUAAGCCGAGGCAUCCUCUUGGCUUGCCAUUCACUUCCAAGCCCACCCAGAGUGCUCUACUAGAGGCUAACAGACAAGGCCUUGCCCCCUUACCCCUUCACAGUGUGCCCAGUAUCUCCAUUCAAAUGCCACCCUGUGCCAACUUGUCCAUGACAGCCAAGUGUGUUAAGCCUGCCACUGAUCUAUGCCGUGAUGCCAAUGCAAUGCCCUUGGGGUGGAAGGAAAAGCCAGUAAGCAAAUCCCUUGACGAUCCCCACCAGGACAAUGGGACACCAUUCCAGGAGGACAAGGGGGAUGGAGAUACUGAUGUACAAGGUUCCUCUCCUCUACCAAGAAAUGAAAGCAAGAUCAAAGGUUUGGAGAAGGAUGAGGCCACUUCCUCCCCACAACAACAAGAGACUCUAAUCAAGUUGCAAAGGUCCGGCCUUGUUCGGCGUCGUACAGAGCGCUUGGAAAAACUCUCUGGUCUUUUUCAGGAGCAUGCACGUGCAAACGAGCAAAGGGGAGCUAGUUCAAGCACAGCUAAUGAUGCAACAAACAGUUUCAAUGAUCCUAUUGACCCAUUCCAAAAGCCCUUUGGAACACGGACAGAUUACUCUACUGAAGCUGCAGUUCAAUUGACAAACGAGGCCUUGCUGGCCGUUCUAGGGUCGGGUGGCUUGACGCCCAUCUCGUCCCCGCAUGGUUCCACACUGACCCGCAGCUCCAGCAGCGACAGCCUUCGCAGCGUCCGUGGUAAACCAGGCCUUGUGCGUCAACGUGCACAGGAAAUCGAAGCCCGUAUGCGACUAGCAGGACUAACCGUACCUUCUAGACUCAAACGUUCAAACUCUCUUGCCAAACUGGGCAGCCUUACCUUCUCAUCUGAGGAUUUGUGUUCGGCGUGCUCCUCUGAUGCAGGAACACUUCUCAUGCUCUCGUUUUCCCCAGAACCUGAGCACUCAGUCAGCCCAGAAUGGGCCAAACCUUGGGACUCACCCUCUUCCUCAACCUCCACCAAUAUAGAGGUCUUCAACCAAAAGGAAGAAGGAUCUGGAGAAUCCAAGAGCUGACAGCAAGAGUGGAAGCUUUUAGUGCAAUGAUACUUUUGGCUUCAGUUUCAGCUGAACUUAUAUAUUUAUAUAUUUUUUUAAACAUUUCAGUCACUUGGGAACAUUCGCCAAGCCAAGUUCUUGCUGUGGGAGAAACAGAUUUUACAUGUUGGGUAAAGAGUGUGCCCUACAAAAGAAUGAAUUUGAAUGGCUUCUAUGUUUUGAAUAUAAACAUAUAUUUAAUGGAUAGGUAUCCAAAAUUUUCAGGACAGGCUUUCAUUGCAUUUGAACCUAAUUGGAUGUGUAUUGCACAUUUGAAUCCUGUGGUCAUGUUGGACAACUGCACUGACUGACAAAUGGUUUGUGAGGUUUACGGCUCUUAUUGCUGUUUUGAAAGCAAAAUAAGAACUCACCAUAACAGAGACCAUUACUGAAUGAGUCCAAAUAGACCAUUGUGUAAUGUUUCCAUCUGUCCACCCAUUCAUCGCACCAUAAAUCACUUAUUUGGAGCCCAGUACAAGUCACAGAUUCCUUCGGACAUGGUCACAAAUUUGAACUUCCUGCCAAGCUCUCACUUCCUGGCUGUACGGUGAAAGGAAAUGGAUUCUCAACCAUGAUUAGGAAAGUUCUCAGCACGAUGGACAUUAUGAAUGUGCACAAGGAACCUCUGUUCAUUCACACUUUUCUCUGGUAUCAUGUAUAUAACACUGAUAAUUUUCACACAGGUUUCAAAUCAAUACCUCAUACCAAUACAGUAAUGUUUGUAGACCAGGCAGGGGUUGUAGCGUAAUGACAACAUUUCUAUGGGUGGGCCCCUGGACCAUAGAGGAGUUUAGUGCACCCCCCCACCAAGACAAUGGUCCUAAGCCAGGCUGAUCGUAAAACAUGAUGACUGGCUACAUUUCAGUGUUUACACAUAGUGCAGUUUGUGUUGAGGGUCAUUCAAACUCUAACAUUGGGAAAGCUGGGGGUGAAUCACCAAGAGAAGGUUUGUUUUAUAUUCUUCCAUUCUUCUAAUACUUGAUAAGGGUGAUAUGAAAGACAAUCAAUCACAAUCAGGCAAAGUCAAACACCGCACGCACUCAAACUGAGAUCAACUUAAAGUGGCUGUUCUCUUUCCACUGAAAAACUCACAGAUACAGUUGCUGUUCUGAAGAAUGUGACUAUCUGUGUUGCUGUCAUUGAGGCCUGUUGGAUUUCAGAUUGAAAAAAGAGCAAAUGGGUUUAGGGCAGAUGUGGGUCACUACCUUAGCUGUUACAGUCUCUAAUUGUACAUAUGUGUGCUUUUGAAAGAUUUGAUAAAACUAGAACCUCUAUUUUAGUGUCAUUAGCAGAAGAGAAGCUCCCUGUUUUCAAAGACAAUUCAAAUAAUUUACUUUCCAAGGUAAUGAGAGACUGUUAUAUAUUUAAAAUCUUUUCCCUGAGACGGUAGUGAAAAUUCUUGGAAUGAAAGGAAAUGAUCUGAGCGAGGCUGUUGCUACUUAGUACUCAGUUAGUUUUCCAUAAUGAAAACAAGGUAAAGUGGAAUGGCCUUUUUGAACCAAAUCUUUACAGAUGGAGAAUUGAAGAUCACACUAAUGCUGAACCAAGAACAGACAGCAUGGGACUUAUAAGGCAAAUACAGUAUGUGACAUGAUUUUCAUAGCAAUUGAAAUAGUUUAGCUGUGAGGAUGUAUCUCUAUGGGUAUAUUUCACAAAAACAUGUCCAGAUCACGCAUAACCCCCAAGUAACAAAAAUAGAAACAAUAUAUUGUAUGUAAAAACAAAGCCUGUUUUUAGGACCAUAAACAUGUUAAUUUUAUUUCCAUUAUUCUCAAGUUGCCAUUCUCAUUUCUCAUUCCUAUAAUACAAUAUUUUUGACUGUAUUACAGUUAUAGCCAAUUUUACAACUUUGUUGCCAUGAUGAUGUAAUGUCAACAAACCCAGAUUACAACAUAAAAAUUAUGAUUUAAACUAACUGUACAGCUCAAAUAAUAUAGGAGUUUUAACAGAACAAUUCAUGUAAGUCCUUUUAUCAAAUUAUACUCUUCUCAUUUCUGCCUUGAAACCAUCCAAAAAUUGGCCCUAUUAUCUUCCAUUGUAAGUGUCUCACUGUAACCUCGAUUUUUUUUUUUUUUAAUUUUAAAGGAAGGACUAGUACAAAUAUUUUUUUUUUUUUUUACGGUACAAGCGCUGUCGAUUGGGCUUGACUUGUAUUGAACCCGGAAUAUUCUUUUAAUUGUUAUGAAAAAUGAUUGCACAAUGCAAAAAAAUAUGAAUGUACUAAAAAUAGGUUUCGUUUUUACUUUUAGAAAAAUCUUAUUUUUGUCUUUUGAUUUUGGGGUGAAAUAUGACUCAGACAUGUUCUUGACAAGUAAGUCCGUCUGUAUCAGAGGACACUUGCCAUACCAGUUGAUGUGAUCACAAAAGCUCUGAUAACAACACACUUCUGUUUGCUUUCAUGUUCUGUUGUCAACUGACCUUUAUCUUCCAAUCGGCUGGCCAAUUACAACUUGCAUUGAAGUACUUGAGGUUUAUUAUUAUGCAGCAUACUUUUACAAUAUUUUUUAAAACUGAUUUUGUAGAUUUUCUAUGCUGUCAUGUUUGAGCAAAUAUAAUGCGAAGCUGAAUGUGUGCGAGUGGUAUCUUGCACAUUGGCUACGCCAUUACUGUGAACCAUUUAUGCAUAUGAAACCCUUUCAGAGAGUGUGUGUGUGCGUGCUUUAAUGUUAAAGACAUGAGCAGGCUCAUACUGUAGGAAACACACCUUCCACCUCUACACACACACUCCACAACACACUGUAUGUAAAUACUAUAUGUAUGUGGGUCAAAUAACAGAUUGCUGGGAGUUCAUGGUACUAGCCAACUUGAAUCAGUUCCUCAAUCCUGUACAUGGUUGCCUGUGAGUUUGCAUGGAUGAUUUUGGAUUGAAUGGAUAUCAUUCAACAACAUUCAUUUAAUUGAAUCUUCCUUCUGGGGCCUGAAUAUUAAACUGACUUGAGAAAACAAAGCUAUUAAACAGAACGGUGUUCUGUGUCACAAACUGUUACUUUCAUCCAUUUUGGAAGACAACACACACUGUGUGAAUUGGUAAACUGUGCCCCAAACCCCCCUCUCCCUAAAGUCUUUGCCAUUGUGGUCAAAUUAGAGUCGAAGAUUACCGAUUGAAUGUUAUUGGUUUCCUGCAUUGUCUUGUAUCAUCAACAUCAAGUGCCUUUUCUAAAAGCGCUAUAGGCAAAGUUCUGUGCUGACUCCCACCUAAUAAUGUUGCUAGUUAGGCAGUGAGAGAGAUUGAUGGGAUAAGUGGGCACAUUUUAAAGCUGGCAGAUGUUUUCUUUGCACUUGCUAGUACAUGUAUUGUUGUAGCAGAGAAAAUAGAAAUAUACCAUUGAUAUUUGUCAAAGUCAAAAAAUAUUAGGGUUGCCAAGUUCUGAGGGGUUUUACUUUCCAAAUGAGUGAGGAAGGACUGUAUGCUAUUAGAAGAGAUGACCAAAGUUCUGCAUUAAUUAUCCAUAUGAAAUGCCACAUUGAUGCUUUUGCUUUAGGAACUGCCAUAGAUUCUCACUUGGGAGAGAUGGUGACAAUGGCUUUGAGAGAAUGUCAUCAAGUUACACUGGUUCUUCCUAAUUUAUCCAUUUGUAGACUUUCCUCUUGUUGGAUAUUGAGCCUCUUUUUGUGAAUAAGCAAUGCUGUUUUAUUGCAGUGAUCACAAAUUAGGAAUGCUCUUUCCAUUUCAUGUUAUGUCACCCUUGUUAUUGCUUUUAAACAUGCAGUAAUUUUGUCCUUUGUACUGCAGAUUUGCUGUAGUUUUAAUGCAUAUUGCACUUUGUACAUUUUGUUGAAAUUAUGUACUGUAAGUGUUUAUUAUGAUAAUAAACCUU